Neoarthrinium moseri is the source of this 231-nucleotide messenger RNA. RefSeq lists its product as uncharacterized. Bases 1 to 231 code for a protein of 76 amino acids. NCBI's taxonomy places the organism in Eukaryota, Fungi, Ascomycota, Sordariomycetes, Amphisphaeriales, Apiosporaceae. The record is from RefSeq and is a predicted model, not a curated record. The transcript has 2 exons.
AUGGGUGCUCAAUCCGACAAGCAGUUCCGCAAUUUGUUGAUCCGAACGAACAUCGCUCUCUUCCAACGACAGAUCCGCGAGCAGAGCAACUGGUACAACACCCCACGUGUGGUUAUCCGCAAGCGUUCUGGAAAGGUGUUCCUCUCGCGCCAGGGGAACCGCAAGAAGCACGUCCAGAUCGAACUCUUGACCUCCGACUUCGACUCCGACUUCGAGGUCAUCGACGUCUAG